CAGCUGCAGGAGCGGGUCGAGCGCGGGGAGCCGCGGGGCAGGAGGUCGCAGUGAGUGUGCAGGUCGAGGAGGUGUCCGCACACAAGAUGCCAUUCACGGCGGCACUGCAGGACACUGGUGAUUCCUGGCUGGAGCAACCAACGGCCCAUCGUGUGGACAGAUCUCUGGAGGAGUCCGGAGAGAGGGAAACCCCAGGGCCUCAGGCCAAGACACCUCCUGUCCCCAGAGAGGAGCCCCUGCCCCCCCAGGACUCAGGUGCUGGGACCCUGAGCAGCGCUGAGCAGAAACCUCCUGGAGCAGAGCCUGUGAAGCUGGAGCUGCAGAGGACUUGCCCAGGGGGACUGGAGGAGAGGGGCUCCCUGACACCUGAGCCGGGCCCAGUGCAGGAGGGGCAGGGCAGGCCUCCAAAGCAGGGGCAGAGCCUGGAGCUCCGGGAGGUGUUUGAGGCUGUGGCAGUGUAUUUCACGCGGGAGGAGUGGGAGCUGCUGGAAGAUGAAGACAAGGUGCUUUACCAGGACCAGAUGCUGAAGAAUUACCAAGCCCUCGUUUCCCUGGGAUAUCGAGGUCCUACACCUGCCUUAAUCUGCAGCAUCCAGCAAGGACAGGUGGAGCUCUGGGGCUGUGAUGAUGAGGACCUUGGGAAAAUCACAAGAUCAGAGGACCUGCUGCUGGGGCCUGUGGUGAUGAGGCUGAAAGAGUACUCAGAGUGUGGGAAGAGCUUCCCCAGAUCCUCCAACCUGACCAAACACUGCCUCAUACAGCCAGCGGAAAAGCCACAUCAGUGCUCAGUGUGUGGGAAGACCUUCAAACUGUCUUUCCACCUGGCCAAACACCAGCGCAUCCACACAGGGGAGAAGCUACAUCAGUGCUCAGAGUGUGGGAAGAGCUUCACCCGAUCCUCCAACUUGACCCAACACUGGCUCAUCCACACAGGAGAGAAGCCACAUCAGUGCUCAGAGUGUGGGAAGAGGUUCAGACAGCUCUCUGUCCUUGCCCAGCAUCGGCUGAUUCACAUGCGAGAGAAGCCACAUCAGUGCUCGGAGUGUGGGAAGAGCUUCACCCAAUCCUCCCACCUGACCCAACACCGGCUCAUCCACACGGGGGAGAAGCCACAUCAGUGCUCAGAGUGUGGGAAGAGGUUCAGCGUGUCCUCCAACCUCACCCAACACCAGCGCAUCCACGCAGGAGAGAAGCCACAUCAGUGUUCAGAGUGUGGGAAGAGGUUCAACCUGUACUCCUACCUGACCAAACACCAGCUCAUCCACACGCAGGAGAAGCCACAUCAAUGCUCAGAGUGCGGGAAGAGAUUCACCCGAUCCUCCAGCCUGACCCAACACUGGCUCAUCCAUACAGGGGAGAAGCCACAUCAGUGCUCAGUGUGUGGGAAGAGGUUCAACCUGUCCUCCACCCUGACCAAACACCAGCGCAUCCACACAGGGGAGAAGCCACAUAAGUGCUUGGAGUGUGGGAAGAGCUUCACCCAAUCCUCCAACCUGACCCAACACCAGCUCAUCCACACGGGGAAGAAGCCUCAUCAGUGCUUGGUGUGUGGGAAGAGCUUCAACCUGUCCUCCUACCUGACCAAACAUCAGCUUAUUCACAUGCAGGAGAAGCCACAUCAGUGCUUGGAGUGUGAGAAGAGGUUCACACAGCUCUGUGACUUGGCCCAGCACCAGCUCGUCCACACAGUGGAGAUGCCACAUCCAUGCUCAUAAUGUGGGAAGAGCUUUACCCAGUUUUCCCGCCUGGUCCAGCACCAGAUAAGGCACACUGGGAAGAAGCUCCACACAUGCACCAAGUGUGGGAAGAGCUUCAACCGAUCCUCCAACCUGACUGAACACCGACUCAUCCACACCGGGGAGAAGCCACAUCAGUGCUUAGAGUGUGGGAAACGGUUUUACCUGUCCUCCUACCUGACCAAACACCAGCACAUCCACAAAGGGGAGAAGCCACAUCGGUGCUCGGACUGUGGGAAGAGCUUCAGCCGAUCCUCCAACCUGACCCAACACCAGCUCAUCCACACAGGGGAGAGGCCACAUCAGUGCUUGGAGUGUGGGAAGAGCUUCCAACAGCUGUCUAACCUAACCCAGCACCAGCGUAUUCACACACGGGAGAAGCCAUAUCGGUGCUUGGAGUGUGGGAAAAGCUUCACCCGAUCCACCCACCUGACUGAACACCGACUCAUCCACACAGGAGAGAAGCCACAUCAGUGCUUAGAGUGUGGGAAGCGGUUCUACCUGUCCUCCUACCUGACCAAGCACCAACACAUCCACACAGGGGAGAAGCCAUAUCAGUGCUCACAGUGUGGGAAGAGCUUCACCCAAUCCUCCAACCUCACCCAACACCGCCUCAUCCACACAGGGGAGAAGCCACAUCAGUGCUCGGAGUGUGGGAAGAGCUUCCGACAGCUGUCUGACCUCACCCAGCACCGACUUAUUCACACAGGGGAGAAGCCACAUCGGUGCUUGGAGUGUGGGAAGAGCUUCACCCGAUCCUCCGACCUGACCAGACACCACCUCAUCCAUACAAGAGACAAGCCACAUCGGUGCUUGGAGUGUGGGAAAAGCUUCACCCGAUCCUCCCACCUGACUCAACACCAGCUCAUCCACACAGGGGAGAAACCACAUCAGUGCUCACAGUGUGGGAAGAGGUUCUGCCUCCCUUCCUACCUGACCAAACACCAGCGCAGCCACACAGGGGACAAGCCACAUCGGUGCUCGGAGUGUGGGAAAAGCUUCACCCGAUCCUCUAGCCUGACCAAACAUCGCCUCAUCCACACAGGGGAGAAGCCACAUCAGUGCUCACAGUGUGGGAAGAGCUUCAGACAGCUCAGCAGCCUGACCCAUCACCAGCUUAUUCACACGCAAGAGAAGCCACAUCAGUGCUUGGAGUGUGGGAAGAGCUUCACCCUGUCCUCCACCCUGACCAAACACUAUCGCAUUCACACAGGGUAGAAGCUUGUUCAGAGUAUUGAAUACUCAGUGUUCAGAGUGUGGAAAGAGCUUCACCCAUCUUUCCCACCUGGUCCAGCACUAGGUCAUCCACACAAAGGAGAAGCCGUAUUGAUGCCGAGAGGAGUGCGAUAAGCUUCUCCCAGUCCUCUAACCUGGCCUGGCACCACCUUAUCCAUACGGGGAGAAGCCUCAUCAGUGCUCACAAAGAGGGCAGACCUGUGGUGGGCCAGUAGGGGGCGCUCCUACAUUAAGCCACCCGCCCCCCUGUUCCUGACCAAACCAUGCUUGGGGUGCCUCCCUGGGGAGCCUGCAUCUGGCCAAGCCCUUCCUGGAUCAUGCCCACAAGCCUGGGGUAACCGCUGCCACCACCCAGGCCCUGCUCUUUGUUAGGGCUCUGUACCACCCGGGGUACACAUCCUGUUGACCUUAGAGGUGCUUAGCACACUGUGAUAUUUUGGGGUGCUUCUUUUAGCCUGAAGCAUUCACUAGUAGCCUCCUGCAAGGCAGGGAAGUCAAAAAGCCAUGCCCUCUUUAGCCAGCCGAGCAAAGGGGCUAUACAGGCAAGUCUCAGCCACAUAAGCAGUUACAGCACGGCGUGCUAUGGCAGAUAGCUUUGUUGCUUAAAGAGGGAGUGGGGGAGGAAGGAAUACAAAACUGUAUGUUGAAAGAAAACCAAGUUGAGCAAAACAGAA
Alligator mississippiensis (American alligator) is the source of this 3646-nucleotide messenger RNA. Its product is annotated as zinc finger protein 493. The transcript is spliced from 7 exons. Gene Ontology annotation, biological process: regulation of transcription by RNA polymerase II. The record is from RefSeq and is a predicted model, not a curated record. Gene Ontology annotation, molecular function: DNA-binding transcription factor activity; RNA polymerase II cis-regulatory region sequence-specific DNA binding. NCBI's taxonomy places the organism in Eukaryota, Metazoa, Chordata, Crocodylia, Alligatoridae.